Messenger RNA from Cajanus cajan (pigeon pea), 845 nucleotides. Its product is annotated as LOB domain-containing protein 40. Lineage: Eukaryota; Viridiplantae; Streptophyta; Magnoliopsida; Fabales; Fabaceae. Gene Ontology annotation, biological process: regulation of gene expression. The record is from RefSeq and is a predicted model, not a curated record.
AUGAAAUUGAGUUGCAAUGGGUGUCGCAUACUUCGCAAAGGUUGCAAUGAGAAUUGCAUCCUUAGGCCUUGCCUUGAGUGGAUUAACUCCUCUGAGGCCCAAGCCAAUGCCACCCUUUUCCUUGCCAAAUUCUAUGGUCGUACGGGCUUACUCAACCUCCUCAUGGCUGCUCCGCAACACCUUGGCCCAGUUGUGUUCAGGUCAUUAUUGUAUGAGGCAUGUGGGAGAUUAGUGAAUCCUACUUAUGGGUCGUUAGGUUUGUUUUGGACCGGUGAGUGGGCCCAAUGCGAAGCAGCAGUUGAAGCAGUGCUGAGUGGAUCCCAAAUCAAUGGUGUGGCACCUUCUAAUUCACAAACCUUAGGGACACUCGGUGGUGAUCACAUUCUCCCAACGUGUGACAUACGUCAUGUGCCGAAAGUUAAAAUUGUUGAUGAUGUGAGAGUUAAAGCUGGGCUUAAAAGAGUUGGGCCAGUUGUUAAGCCCAAACCGCGAGUGAGUACGGUGGACUCGACUUCGUUGCGGCAACCCAAUUGUGAGAGUAAGAGAAUGAGGGUCAUGGAAGCUUCUUUUGUGAGUCGAGACGACUUGAAUCGAGUCGGUGAAACGGAGUUAAACUUGGAACUAACUCUUGGCUUUCGUUGCCAAUCAACCAGUGCCAAUAAAACAAACUAAUAAUUUUGCCUGUUUAAUUUUUCUUUUUUUAAACUUUUUUAUUCAUUUAUUUCGUGCAGAAAAAUAAAAUAAAAGAAAACAUUGGUAUACAGAUACAGGACAAUGUAUAUGUUGGGAGGGGCUUUUGGUAAGGGUGUGAAACAAAUAUUAUAUUAUUUGUAAUUGUUUUUUAU